AUGAAAGCAACGAUUGGUCAAGAAAAACAACAACGUAUACAACAAUCGUCGAUGACAACCGGACAAUUAUCACCAGUAUCAUCAUCGAACUUUAGUCCACUUAUGGUUGCAAGUUUCAAUGAAAAUCUCGAUACACAAUCAACAGGCUUCGAAACUGAUCGAAAAUCAUAUACAUCGCUUUCACGUUAUCUAUCAACAGUCAAUCGUUCGCUACUGGACCGUCCAGGUGACUUAAUCGCUGAUUUUUAUUUCUCGCAAUUAAAUCGUAAUAUGCAAGAAAAUGUUCGACAUGUUGAAAGCAAAUCAUUGAUGAUGGCAGUACGGAUGUUGUUCAACAUGUUGGUAUUAUUUCACCGCCGCAGAUCUAUUCUUACGCCAUCAACAUCGCAAACAGAUGUAACAUUAACAUCUAAAGUGAAUGAUCUAAACGAAGUUCCAACUUUAACAGCUGUUGAUCCACCGGAUUUCGUUGAUAGAAAGAAAAGACGUCGAUAA
Molecule: messenger RNA, 495 nt
Organism: Rotaria socialis
Lineage: Eukaryota; Metazoa; Rotifera; Eurotatoria; Philodinida; Philodinidae
Source: the annotation of a GenBank genome assembly